AUGGCAUGUUCAAAAUUUUUUUCAGGAGAUUUGCCAGAAUUAUUAAACGAAGUCAUACAAUAUUUUCAUUAUGAUUAUAAAACAUUACAUUCAUGCAUAUUAGUUAAUAGAUUAUGGUGUCGUCUAGCAAUUCCAUUAUUAUGGGAAGAUCCAUUUUCAAUUAAAUUACCUAAAAAUCAUCAUUUUAUUGAAAUUUAUUUGCAUAAUUUAAGUGAUGAUGAUAAAACAAGAUUAAAUGAAUAUGUAAUCCAUAAUAACUUAUUUCCUAAUACAAAUACUUUUUUUAAUUAUCCUAAAUUUAUUCAACGUUUAAAUACACAUAAUGUUUAUUAUUCUAUUAAAAAGUGGGCAUCUACAAUUGAAGAGGAACAUUCCAGCUAUUCACCUUCACAAAUACCAAAUUUUACAAAACUUAUUUUUAAGUCAUUAUUUCUUAUAUUCAUUAAAAAUGAAGUAAAUUUGCAUAGUUUUAAAGUUAUGGUUGAUUAUGAAGAAUUUGAAUAUUUUGAUGCGGCUGUUGAAUUAAUUUUACAAAAUCCGAAUUUCGUUCAUAAUAUUAAAAAUUUAACACUUGAAUUUGAUGAAAUAACUGAUAAUGUAAGAAAAUUUUUAGGAUUUCUCAGCUCUAAUUGUAAUUCGAUUUCAUCAUUUUAUUUUAUAUUUUCAUUUAAAUAUCAUGAAUAUCCAAAAAUUGAAGAAAAUUUAUCACAAAUGAUUAAGUUUCAAGAAAAUCUUAAAAAGAUUUUAUUUCAUCAUAGUAUUCCCCCUUUAUAUCUAUUAUUAUCAUUAAAAAAUUCUAAUUGUUCAAACACAUUAAAUACAAUUAUAUUUCGUAAUACUAACUUUAAAAAUAUAAAUUUUUUAAGUGAAGUAUUUAAUCAAUUGAAUGUUUUAGAAUCAAUUCAUAUUAUUUAUUGUUUAUCUUUAGAUUCUAAAUUUAUUCAACAAAUUAAUAAUAUUACAAAACCAUUUAAAUUAAAAUCUUUAUUUUUGUGUCAAAUGGAUGAAUUAUUAUUAGAAUCGUUAAUACAAAAAUCUGGAAAUUAUUUAGAAAAUUUUGGAAUUAACAACUGUGAAAUCCGACAAUUAAUACAAUCACUUAAAUUAUAUUGUAACAAUAUUAAAUUAUUAUAUUUUUCUAUGGGACCAAAUAAUCAGAAUAUUAAUUUAAUAUUGGAUUUAAUUAAAAAUAUGAGACAAAAACUUAAUUAUCUUAUGAUUGAUUCCUUUGAUUUCACUAAUAUUAAUAAAAAUAUUGAAAUUAGUUCAAUUAUAUUAAAAAAUUUAGGACAAAUUCUUCCUUUUAAAUUAGAAUAUUUGAAUUUAUGUCUUACAAUUAAUGAAAGUGAUUUAGAAAUAUUCUUAAAAAAUUCCCAAAAUACUUUUAUCAAAAAAUUGUUAAUUAAAGUAAAGUAUGACAAGAAUUAUGGAAGUCAAGAUAUUUUACCCUAUAUAAAAGAAUAUAUAAUGAAAAAGAAAAGAGUUAAAUAUUUAGCUAUUUUAGAAUCUUUUCAAUUUCGUGGUGAAGAUUUGUUUAUUUUGAAAGAUAAAGCAAAGGAAUUUCAAUUACAUGAUAUUCAAGUUCUGAAUUAUCAUGAUUUGGUUAUUAAUAUUUAUGAUUUUAUAAAUAAAACUUAUUAG
Rhizophagus irregularis DAOM 181602=DAOM 197198 is the source of this 1641-nucleotide messenger RNA. RefSeq lists its product as uncharacterized. The record is from RefSeq and is a predicted model, not a curated record. Lineage: Eukaryota; Fungi; Glomeromycota; Glomeromycetes; Glomerales; Glomeraceae.